AUGGGCAGCCUGUGCCGCCUCUAUGAGGAGACAGUUACCCGACUACCUAUGGCAGUGGCUCUUCCUCCUCCCCAUCACCAGCCUCCGGACGUGCACCUCUCCCUCAAGGGGAUAGCCAAGCGGAGAACGCCAGCCGCAGCCCUGCGGCAGGCGGCAGCCUGCAAGCUCCAGGCGCAGCUGGAAGGACACUUGCUCGUGUUCAUGGAUGGUUCGGUCCUCCCGAGCGGCGAGUCGGCGGCGGGCGGCGAGCCCGGGACCAAUGGGCUAGCGCGGCGCGGACCCGGGGGCCGGCCCGGGUUCCGCCUCCGCGCCGACAAAAAGGGCCGCGCUUUCGAGUGCGCGCAGCAGCCUGCUUCGAAGGACCGCGGCGCGUCGAUCUUGCACCCCGAGACGCCAAGCGCUGUGCCGGACCUUCGGACAGCAGCCCAGCCGCGCGCAUCCCCCGUGUGUGCACAGCAACGAGACAGCCUCGAAGUAAUGGACACGUCGCGGAGCCUGCUGCUAAGCCUCGCCGCUCUGGCCCUGCUGGGACCCGCGGUGACGUCAGCCUUCUACCGGGGAAGGCCUGGCAGCAGCCUGGCGCUGGCCAAGAGGCUCGAGACCGAGCUCGCCGAGGACGAAGAGUACACCGCGCUGCCGGGCGCCCUGGAAGCAUUCGAGUGGCGCUCCCGGUUCCCACCGGCGGCGUCGCCGGACAUCAGCAGCUUCUACCCUUUCUUCAGGCCCGCGUCCCUCGCCAAGAAGAAUAACAAGGACGCACCCCGGUCUCUGGACCCGGCCGGAGCGAACCGCAAGUUCCAGACGCAGGGAUGGAGGCGCUGAUCACGACGAAGCACCGGACACUAUACAUUAAAGCUCACGUUUG
Dermacentor silvarum is the source of this 865-nucleotide messenger RNA. RefSeq lists its product as uncharacterized. The transcript has 4 exons. NCBI's taxonomy places the organism in Eukaryota, Metazoa, Arthropoda, Arachnida, Ixodida, Ixodidae. Bases 1 to 822 code for a protein of 273 amino acids. The record is from RefSeq and is a predicted model, not a curated record.